CCUCGCUUCCCGUUCUCUCCACCCAAAGAUUCCUUCGUGCAGCGUGCAUUCUUUCAGCUGCGCGAUCUUCAAUCAUACGAUCCGCCCUUUACCUUUCUCCGCAGAGAAGGCGAUAGCAUCCAGACCUUCAUCAUGGGCUCUAUGGAGCUCCCUCCCGAUGUGCUGGCAGAGUAUAUGGCCUGGAACGCCCUGCAGCAAGACAAGGCCAAGCGAUUCCAAGCGCUGUUCGUUGGCUUGCUCGGAGCAGCCAUGCUAGUCAAUCUGCUAAGCUACCUGGACCAUGAUUUGGACAUCAAGCGAGCGAAGAGAGCUGCGAAGACGGCCGAGAGUGCCUCAUUUGGCCAAGAGCGCGAGAGGGCAUCGACCAGCACGAUCGAAAGAUUUCUUAGAGCUGGUAUAGCUGCCUACCACAAGUACCUUGUCUGCACUUCGGUGCCGAUCUGGCACAUGAGUAUCAUGGAAUUGUUGAUCAUCACCAGCUACGCCGCGUGCAUGUUUGGCAUCCUCUUUGGAGACGCGCCCGACUUGAACCGCCCAGUGUACAGUCCUGGAUGGAGCAAUCGGGCAGGCAUCAUGGUCUUUGCAUCUCUGCCAUGGGUGGUCCUUCUUGCCGGCAAAAACAGCCCGAUCAUACUCUUGACCGGUCUGCCAUAUGAGCGUCUGAACAUCUUUCACAGGUACGCUGGACGGCUCACCGUUGUCCUUGCGUUGAUCCAUGGAGGUCAGAAGAUGUCGGCACUCGGUGGCGCUCGCCUGUCGAUGCCUUUCCUGCGCUGGGGAGUGGCGGGCUUGAGCAUGACCGUUGCCCUUCUCUGCACCUCUCACCGCUGGUCCAUGCGCGCAUCGUAUGAAAUCUGGUAUGCACUGCAUUUCUUGCUUGCUGUGGGACUGCUAACGUCGUUGUGGUACCACAUGCCCUCUCAACGAAAUUGGCUUUACGCAACGGUCGCUCUUUGGUGCUUUGAGCGCGCUGCGCGUCUCUUUCGUAUCGUGAUGUUCAACGGCCUGUUGCGGCUUCGCACCUCUCAGACUCAGCCCGUGCACGUCGAGAUCAUUUCAUCGAACAUGUUGCGUGUCACUGUUCAGAAGAGAGAGUUCCCAGCAUGGACGCCAGGGUCUCACGCCUACCUCCACGCCCCCUUCAUGAGCUCGUCCACAAUCUGGCCGCAAAGCCAUCCCUUCACCAUCGCUUCCAUACCUGCCUCUAGUCAAGCCGCCUUUCACAACACGGAAGAGAGCUCGGCUUCGACGCUCGCUGAUCACGACAGCUCAACUCCUAAUGACGAGUCUUCAGGGGGAAGCAAUGCGAAUUCCAUUGCCCUCAAGGUGCUCGACAGCGCCGAACCGCCCGCUUUCUCACUCUCGAAUGGCCAGCUCACCUUCUUCAUACGAGCGCGGACGGGCUGGACGCUGCAGCUGUAUAAGCACGUCGCGGCUCACGGUGGACUCGACAAGACCUUGCUUCUCGACGGUCCUUACUCAGCCGCACCGCCUAUCACUGCGGCUUACGACACCGUUGUAUUCUUUGCUGGAGGCAGCGGUGCCACUUGGACAACUACCAUGCUCCUCGGCCUGCUGGAACAAGCGUAUCGAGAACCGUCCAAGGUAUCAGUCCGCCGUGUCGUGUGGAUCUGGAGCCUGCGAGCGGACGAGCAAGCAUUGGCGCAAGCUUUGAUUCGCAACAUUCCUGAGCCACCGUCGCAGAUCGACCUAGACAUUCGGCUUCAUAUGACCGGCAAGCUCGACGGGCCAAUUCCACUCCGGAUUCAUGCUGCUCCCGUUACUUUCGCCAGACCCUACGUCGAAGCUGCGCUUCGCGACGUCAUCCAAGAUGCGCGAGGCAGAGUAUGGGUGGGCGCUUCCGGACCUGUCGGGCUCAUUGAUGCUGUGCGUCGCGCGGCUCGUCGCGCAGUGCAACCAGGCAAGGUCCUUCGAGGACAACUGGACGGUCAGAUCACCCUCCAUUUGGAGAAAUUUGGCUGGUAGCUAUCACGACUACUCUGGGCUUUCGCCGACUCUCACCAGAUCCGCCUAACCUCUCACCAAGCUUGGGCCCCCAACACAUCCACGCCGCUCACGAAACGUACAUACUCCGCUCG
This is a messenger RNA of Ceraceosorus guamensis, 2099 nucleotides long. RefSeq lists its product as hypothetical. NCBI's taxonomy places the organism in Eukaryota, Fungi, Basidiomycota, Exobasidiomycetes, Ceraceosorales, Ceraceosoraceae. The record is from RefSeq and is a predicted model, not a curated record. Gene Ontology annotation, cellular component: plasma membrane. Gene Ontology annotation, biological process: intracellular iron ion homeostasis; iron ion transport; copper ion import. Gene Ontology annotation, molecular function: ferric-chelate reductase activity. The transcript has 11 exons. The coding region runs from base 133 to 1986 and encodes 617 amino acids.